Messenger RNA from Tinamus guttatus (white-throated tinamou), 1620 nucleotides. The record is from RefSeq and is a predicted model, not a curated record. NCBI's taxonomy places the organism in Eukaryota, Metazoa, Chordata, Aves, Tinamiformes, Tinamidae.
GCGGAAUCCUUCAAGGAACAAGGAAACGCCUACUAUGCCAAGAAAGACUAUAACGAAGCGUACAACUAUUACACAAAAGCCAUAGAUACCUGUCCCAACAACGCCAGCUACUACGGGAACAGAGCUGCCACCCUCAUGAUGCUGGGACGGUUCCGCGAAGCGCUGGCCGAUGCCCAGCAGUCCGUCAGGCUGGACGACACCUUUGUAAGGGGCCACCUACGGGAAGGGAAGUGCCAUCUGUCCCUAGGGAAUGCCAUGGCUGCCAGCCGCUGCUUUCAACGAGUCUUAGAACUGGAUCACAAGAAUACUCAGGCGCAGCAAGAGCUCAAAAAUGCCAGUACUGUCCUCGAGUAUGAAAAAAUAGCUGAAGUGGAUUUUGAGAAACGAGAUUUCAGGAAGGUUGUCUUUUGCAUGGAUCGUGCUUUGGAGUUUGCUCCCGCUUGUCACCGGUUCAAAAUCCUGAAGGCUGAAUGUUUAGCGUUGCUGGGCCGCUACCCAGAAGCACAGUCCGUAGCAAGUGACAUACUACGAAUGGACUCAACAAAUGCAGACGCUCUGUACGUCCGUGGCCUCUGCCUUUAUUAUGAGGACUGUAUUGAGAAGGCAGUGCAGUUCUUCGUGCAGGCACUCAGGAUGGCCCCUGACCACGAGAAAGCGUGUCUUGCCUGUCGUAAUGCCAAAGCACUUAAAGCGAAAAAAGAAGAUGGGAAUAAAGCAUUUAAAGAAGGAAACUACAAACUAGCAUAUGAACUAUACACAGAGGCAUUAGGAAUAGAUCCAAAUAAUAUAAAAACAAAUGCCAAACUCUACUGUAACCGAGGGACAGUUAAUUCAAAGCUUAGGAAACUUGAAGAAGCAAUAGAUGACUGCACAAAUGCAGUAAAACUGGAUGAAACAUAUAUCAAAGCAUACUUGAGGAGAGCACAGUGUUAUAUGGACACAGAACAGUAUGAAGAUGCUGUAAGAGACUAUGAAAAAGUUUAUCAGACAGAAAAAACAAAAGAACACAAGCAACUUUUAAAGAAUGCUCAGGUAGAACUGAAGAAGAGCAAACGGAAAGACUACUAUAAAAUCCUUGGAGUUGACAAAAAUGCCUCUGAAGAUGAGAUCAAGAAGGCUUACAGGAAAAGAGCACUAAUGCAUCACCCAGACCGACACAGUGGAGCAAGCGCAGAAGUACAAAAGGAAGAGGAGAAGAAAUUUAAAGAGGUUGGUGAGGCCUUUACCAUCCUGUCAGAUCCCAAGAAGAAGGCUCGCUACGACAGCGGGCAGGAUCUAGAAGAGGAUGGGCUGAACAUGGGAGAUUUCGAUGCAAAUAACAUCUUCAAGGCCUUCUUUGGUGGGCCGGGCGGCUUCAGUUUUGAAGCUUCUGGGCCAGGAAAUUUCUUUUUCCAGUUUGGCUAAAAAAAAAAAAAAAAUCUCCACAUACCUGAUCUGCUUAUUUUAACCUUGAAUAUGGACAUACUUAGCCUCCUUCCUUCAUCAUGUCUCAUUGUACUUAGAGCAGUUUCAUUUUCUCGGUUGGAGACCUCUGUUUUGUGUGCUUUGUGUGUGAAGAGGAAACCAGCUCGCGGAGGGGAAGGCUUAUGAAUUUGGUUUUACUGUUAACUUUAUUAAAAA